GGACUUGACGAGAGGUUUUGCAGCCACGUUACAGAGGCAGAGAUUUCCCCGUUCUUUGCUCUUUCUUUCCUAGAAUCCACGGGUCGGAGUCGAAUAAGUUGUGCGGCCCAAGAUUGUGGCAAAACGGAGGGUCUCAAGCGGUGUGCCUGGUGUAGAGCGGUCAGCUAUUGUUCUGCGCUCUGUCAAAAGUCGGACUGGAAAAGACAUAAAUUGGUUUGCAAGAAGCAGUAA
Messenger RNA from Guyanagaster necrorhizus, 231 nucleotides. RefSeq lists its product as uncharacterized. NCBI's taxonomy places the organism in Eukaryota, Fungi, Basidiomycota, Agaricomycetes, Agaricales, Physalacriaceae. The record is from RefSeq and is a predicted model, not a curated record. The annotation marks the transcript as partial. The transcript has a single exon.